AGAGCAGCUGAUACCUGAUAGAACCCUGUGAUAGAACCCUGUGAUAGAACCCCGCAGACUCCAGACUGCUGCUGCUGUUUGUUGUUGUUGUUGUUGUUGUUGUUGUUGUUGACUCUGACGUCAUCAUGAACGUGACGCUCGCGGUGAAGCAGUACGUCUCCAAGAUGAUCGAGAACAGCGGAACCGGGAUGAAGAUCCUCCUGAUGGACCGAGAGACGACCAGUAUUGUGAGUGUGGUCUACACGCAGUCGGAGAUCCUGCAGAAGGAGGUUUACCUGUUUGAACGCAUCGACUCUCAGAACAGAGACAGCAUGAAACACCUGAAGGCCAUCUGCUUCCUGAGACCCACCAAG
Messenger RNA from Anoplopoma fimbria (sablefish), 353 nucleotides. RefSeq names its product vacuolar protein sorting-associated protein 45-like. NCBI's taxonomy places the organism in Eukaryota, Metazoa, Chordata, Actinopteri, Perciformes, Anoplopomatidae. The record is from RefSeq and is a predicted model, not a curated record. Gene Ontology annotation, cellular component: Golgi membrane. Gene Ontology annotation, biological process: intracellular protein transport; vesicle-mediated transport.